UUACUCGGACUCUCGCUAACUUCGGUGACUGCAGCUCUUCCCUGUUUCGGCUAAACUGGUGGCAAAGCUUAAACUCUUAUCAACUAUAACACCCACAGGCUCGUUUUAUUCGCAGCAGAACCUUAUAAACUUGUCUCGGUUGUGCUUUAAGGAUAAGUAGUUAACGGGCGGGUCGCACCGUCAGUCGGAGUAAACCUGAAAUCCGCCGAUGUUGACUCCGCUCAGCUGUAGCUGCUGUGGCUAACUUAGCCUGCUGGCUAGCAGCGACGUUUCUGACAGUUAUCGAGCUGACCGCGGUCUGGGUGUUAACUGAAGUCCUCAGCGCUUGUUAAGAUGGCUAAAAGAAAAAGAUGUACCUGAUGGAUGUGUUUGUUGUGUUUCGUGCUAGACGUCGCAGAUUUAAGUAACGUAACUCUAGUUAGCGAGCCAGCUUGGCUAACUAGUUAAACUGCUCUUGAUAUUCUCCCUCGAAUCGGUUAACUGGCUGUACCAGCAGGUAACCGGACCUAUACACACUCUAACUAACGUUUAAGUUGGGUAAAAGCAGCGUGUUAGCUUUUCAGCCUGUUUAUAGCUACCAGACAGCAAUGAGUUUCGGCAAAACCGAUGCCGACUAUCACUUUCACAUGAGCUUGUGAGCUCAAACGGGUAUUUUAAUGGGAGGCGGGCCGUACUGUAGUGAAUCUUGUGGGCGAUAUUUGCGAAAACGAAGGCGGCACCGGUGGCCCGAAUGGAGUCCCUGGCAGGGUACGUUCACAAAGCGGCCAGUGAAGGCAGAGUCCUGACACUGGCCGCCCUGUUGCUGAACCACUCUGUGACUGAGACACAGUACCUGCUGGAUUAUGUGACGCAACUGGCCGGUCAGCGCUCCACGCCUCUUAUCAUUGCUGCAAGGAACGGUCAUGACAAAGUGGUCCGCCUCCUUCUGGACCACUACCGAGUGGAUACUGAGCAGACGGGGACAGUUCGGUUUGACGGGUAUGUCAUCGAUGGAGCCACAGCUCUUUGGUGUGCAGCAGGUGCAGGACACUUUGAGGUGGUACGACUUCUCGUGUCACACAAUGCCAAUGUGAACCACACCACCCUCACCAACUCCACUCCUCUCAGGGCUGCCUGCUUCGAUGGCCGACUGGACAUUGUACGCUACCUGGUGGAGCAUAAUGCUGAUAUAAGCAUCGCCAACAAGUAUGACAACACCUGUUUAAUGAUCGCUGCUUAUAAGGGUCACACAGACGUUGUGCGCUUUUUGCUUGAGCAAAGCGCAGACCCUAACGCAAAGGCUCACUGUGGUGCCACCGCGCUGCACUUUGCUGCCGAGGCCGGUCAUCUGGACAUUGUGAAGGAGCUGGUGAGAUGCCAGGCAGCCAUGGUGGUGAACGGCCAUGGCAUGACUCCCCUCAAAGUGGCAGCGGAAAGCUGUAAGGCAGACGUGGUGGAGCUGCUUCUCUCUCACGCUGACUGUGACCCUCACAGCCGCAUUGAAGCUUUAGAGCUGCUGGGAGCUUCCUUUGCUAAUGACCGGGAAAAUUAUGACAUUUUAAAGACUUACCAUUAUCUGUAUCUGGCCAUGUUGGAGCGUUACCGUGACCCUGAGAGGAUUAUUGCCAAAGAGCUACCGCCACCUGUGGAGGCUUACGGGGGCCGUGUGGAGUGUAGGACUCCUCAGGAUCUGGAGGCCAUCAGGCAGGACCGGGACGCGUUGCACAUGGAAGGGCUAAUGGUUCGUGAGCGCAUAUUGGGUUCGGACAACAUUGACGUUUCGCAUCCCAUAAUUUAUCGUGGUGCCGUCUAUGCUGACAACAUGGAGUUUGAGCAGUGCAUUAAGCUAUGGCUGCAUGCAUUGCGUCUGCGUCAGCGAAGCAACCGCAAUACACAUAAGGACCUCUUGCGCUUCGCCCAGGUGUUCUCACAGAUGGUACACCUGAAGGAACCAGUACGGGCCUCAGAUGUGGAACAGGUGCUGCACUGUAGCGUGUUGGAGAUCCGACGCAGCAUGGCACGCGUGGAAGCAGCUUCUGAGGCCGAGCUUCCCGCCUGCACUGACAACUAUGAAUCCAACAUCUUCACUUUUCUCUACCUGGUGUGCAUCUCCACCAAGACUCAGUGCAGCGAGGAGGACCGAGCGCGGCUCAACAAGCAGAUCUAUGACCUGAUCCGUCUCGAUCCGCGCACCAGAGAGGGCUCCUCGCUGCUCCACUUGGCUGCCAGCUCUAGCACACCGGUGGAUGACUUCCACACCAACGACGUGUGCAGCUUCCCCAACGCGCAAGUGACCAAACUCCUGCUGGAUUGCGGUGCUUUGGUGAAUUGCGUAGACAAUGAAGGCAACAGCCCUCUGCACCUCAUAGUGCAGUACAACCGGCCCAUCAGUGACUUCCUCACCCUUCACGCCAUCAUAAUCAGUCUGGUGGAGGCUGGAGCUCACACGGACAUGACCAACAAGCAGAAGAAGACUCCACUGGAGAAGAGCACGACAGGUGUGUCCGAGAUCCUCUUGAAGACACAGAUGAAAAUGAGUUUAAAGUGCCUGGCUGCUCGUGCUGUCCGACAGCAUCGCAUCACCUACCGAGACCAGAUUCCUAAAAGCCUCGAGGAGUUUGUUGAGUUUCACUGAUCUGUAUGUUUUUAUCAUUGUUUUUUUUUUCAGUUUAAAAAAAAAAACUUUUCUUUUUUACCAAUCCAAUGGUGCUGGGAAUUCUUGAUCAAGAAUAUUUUUUGGUAAUUUUGAUCUUUUCCUUUGUUGAAAGUGCUAGUCAAAAGGACCUACAGUUGGAUUUUACACGCUCUCCUGAUGUACUGGUUUAUUCAGACUGAUAAAAAGUGUCUGUCAUGUACUGCUGCAGAUUAUUCAGCAAUGGCAAAGCUAUGGGCUGACACCUCAGUCAAAUUUUCCUGAUAUUUUUGUUCUUUUUCAUAUCAGAAAGUCUGCUUCCUUAUCAGUCACGUUCUAGGCUGGCAGUGGUUUUACAUGCUCUUCUACAAAGUAUUGGGGUAUCUUUUGUAACAUGCUCUGAAAUAACUCCUUGGUGGGGCCAUUGCUUAGGAGCUGAACAGACAUUGAACUUUUAUGUGGGCAUCAGUCCAUUUGCGAAUGACCAAAAAAACUUGACAGAACACCUGUUUGUUUUAUUGGCUGCACUUUGCUCUUAUGAGUUAUUUUUGUUUUAUUAACAUAUUUUAUAAAAGAAAAGAUUAUUUAAAAAUAAAGUGAAAAAUCUAUUUUCUAAGGAAUCAUUAGCAGAGGAUUGAUGUGCUAAAACUAAUCCUCCUAGAAAAAUUCCUUUUAUAAGUACACUAAAACGUGCCUGUGACAGGAUCUUUAAAGUUUUUUAUUUUGUUUUGUCUCUCAGAUUUUUCCUUUAACCACUAUGCCGCUAUAAAGUCAUUUAUUAAAUUUACAGUGAUUAUUUGCUUUAAGUAGAGUUUUUGGGGGCAUAAGCUCUGAGUGGGCUGCAGUCCCUCAAGGGGCCUUACUCUGGAGGGUGCUCCGAGGUUUUUACUUGAGUCUGAGAGAGAAAGAGCAUGUCUUCCCUCUUCAGUUGCGUAUGCUUGUUUGUGUGAGUGUGAUAUGAAGAAGGGGAUUUGAAAGACGACUUUGCUUCUUGUCCUUGAGAACCAGUGAUUGUAACGUGUCAGUGUAUUUUUAUUUCCAGAUUGAAUGAACCAACAAUAAACACAAAAUGAAAUGAU
Molecule: messenger RNA, 3690 nt
Organism: Colossoma macropomum (tambaqui)
Lineage: Eukaryota; Metazoa; Chordata; Actinopteri; Characiformes; Serrasalmidae
Gene: fem1b
Product: fem-1 homolog b
Exons: 2
Coding region: 731-2614 (627 amino acids)
Molecular function (GO): protein binding
Source: RefSeq, a predicted model, not a curated record